Molecule: messenger RNA, 1223 nt
Organism: Vanessa atalanta (red admiral)
Lineage: Eukaryota; Metazoa; Arthropoda; Insecta; Lepidoptera; Nymphalidae
Gene: SOCS6
Exons: 3
Coding region: 108-1031 (307 amino acids)
Biological process (GO): intracellular signal transduction; phosphatidylinositol phosphate biosynthetic process
Cellular component (GO): phosphatidylinositol 3-kinase complex
Molecular function (GO): 1-phosphatidylinositol-3-kinase regulator activity
Source: RefSeq, a predicted model, not a curated record
UAUAAAAAAAACUUCUUGCUUUUGACUUGUUAAAUGUAGUAAGUUCUAAAUAUUGUUUUUAUAUAAUAAAACAAAUAUAUUGUUUUGUGUAAGAAAAUUCUCCAGAAAUGAAUAAAAACUAUGAAAGGUGUACACAUUGUAAUCGACGUAAAUGGCUAGCUACUGGUUGUUUACGAAAAUGGUUAAAACCACUGGAAUGUAAACAUUUACAAAGAACUAUUGAUAGCAAAAGGGACUAUAAUAACACAGACAUGGUAAACACGGUGUUCUUACCCGAAAGGAAACCUCCCGUUAAUACUAAUAAGUUUGUAAAAUUUUGGAAAAAUAAACUCUUCAUUACUGGAAGCGUCCGAUCGUUACAACGAUACUUCGGGAAUAAAAAUAGUGGUGGUGAAUAUAUGUGUAAUUUUAGUAAAGGAGCGGAUAGUUACACUACAGAAAAGCAGAUAGUGGCUACUAAAAAUGAAAUUAGGAACGAAGAAUUAGAAAGUAUUCACAUGAAAUGUCAACAUUCAGAUGGUCAUUCUGUUUUGAGAGGGCAUCAUCAACACUUAUCAGUCGAAAGUUGCGCCAUAUACUGCCAACUUUCCAAGCAUGGUUGGUAUUGGGGUGGUAUAACAUCCAGUGAGGCAGAAGAGCUUCUUGCUGGCCAACAUGAUAAUGUUUUCUUAGUACGAGAUUCCUAUGACUCAAGACACAUACUGUGUGUUUCAUUCCGUUGUGUUGGACGUACUCUCCAUGCUAGGCUUAGACAUGCAGAUGGACUUUUCUCAUUGAACAAUGAAACAUUUGUGCCAGCAAACAGGAUAUCAGAACAUUGUGCAACAGUAGAUGUUAAGUCAAAUUUAUUUGCUAUGCCAGUUAAAUUAGCAAGACCAUUAAAUAGGUUUGCAAAGUUAGACUCAUUACAAAAGAUCUGCAGAUUUGUUAUAAGACAAACUGUAUCAGAAGACUUAUGGAACAAAUUACCACUUCCUUCGAAUUUAAUAUCUUAUGUUUCCCUUGGCAGUGACUACAUAGCUCCUUUAUAGAUAGCAUAUAAUAAAUAUAUAAAGAGUGCCUUAAUCUUUCAAUGCACUUAACAUAUUUUAAUCAUAUAUUUACACAAGACAUAUCUUUUAUGACAAUGUAAAGUGUUAAUAAAUUUUAUACAAAAAGUUUAUUUUAAUAAAAUCAAUAAUUAUUGACUACUGUAAAUCAUUGGUUUGUAUUUCUUAACUCAU